AUGCCAUUCUGCUCGCGCUGUGGUGAUAUCUGCAAGAAGGACGAGAGAUGUAAAAAGUGCGGCGGUGUAGCAGUCGGCGGACAAGUGAAAUGGCCAUCCCAGACCAAGAGAUCUGAUAGCUGGAUAAGGACUUAUGUUGAACCACCAAAGUCCACGAGCGGCAGCAUCAGCAACAGCAACAGCAACAGCAACAGGAAUAACAACAACACAAACAGGCGUAACAGACCAGAAGUGUUUGAUAGUAAUCAGCAGCCACAGGUUGAAUAUCAAUUACCUGAUUCUUGUCCAGCCUCUCCACUCCUCGAAACUGCCGAUGGUACACUCACCAAACUCGUUGGCAGCGUCCUCUCACCCGAGUCUCCAACCACUCACCCCGUAUGUAUGUCAUGCUCUACCCCGUUUCCACCCAAUUCCACUCUCUACAUCCACCCACACGACGAUAUUGGCAGUACAGAGAGCAGAGCAUUCUGCUACCACUGCUACGUCGCCAAUUUCAGCAAAGGCGACUGUGUUGUCUGUCGCAAAGCUGUCAUUGGUGAACUCAAAGUGGAAGGUGUGUACAUCAACACAAAGUGCGGUUUAUUCCACUCAAACUGCUUCAAUUGCGAUGGUUGCGGGGUUAGUUUGAAGAAUGAUCCUAUCACCGAUCUUGAUGGCUGGCCUUGUUGCAUCGAUUGUUUCGAGGGUAGUGCAUACAGAGCGCAGAUCAGACGCAGCAAGAGUGGUCGCAGACAGAGUCGCAAUGUCGCCCAAAAGCCGUCGAUGGAUAGUGCCAUGCGCGAUUUGAACCACAGACUAGGUCUUGCGAGCGCACCUAACAACGCAAAUGAAAAUAUCAACUCAGACAGCAACGUGAAGACAUCGCCCAGACGUUCUGGUCGCGUCUCGAUGCUUGGCGAGCAGCUGAGUGGCGUUGAACUCACCGAAGCGUCAAACAUCUCUCCGAAGCAGCGAGAAAGUCUGGCGAAUCUGGCUGAUAUUGCGCGCGACCGCAGUAUCGAAUUCGACGAGAAAAAGCAAACGGAGAGGGAGAAAAAUUAUGUCAAAGACCACGACAAGAAGGAAAGACGCGUGUCGGCUAGAGAUUUGGUCGGUGCAAGGGGUUUCGAGGGCGUCGAGAAGUACGCUUCUCCUCCUAACUCACCACCAAAUCGAGCUUCACGGCGCAGCUCAAAGUACUCUCUCGACUCAAAUGUCUUCCCCAGACCGAGCAAUGUGCGCAGUCGAUCGCAGAGCAUAACCAGUUUCCACGACGAGCUGAGUGGAAGGCGAGAUGUGCAUCAAGAUAAGGAGAAUACGGAGGAGUGCGCCGAGUGCAAACGUCCGAUCAGCGCAAUGCACACAAACUCAAACAAACAGAUGCAAACACAAACACAUAUAGUCAGUGUACCGGGCGAAGGGACAUACCAUGCAGACUGUCUGCUUUGUGCGCAGUGCGGCAAGACGCUUGCCGGGGAAGGGACGGAGGGGAAGUUAUCAGUUGUGAAGCUUACAAAUGGCAGACUUGGGCAUAAGGAGUGUGCACCUGCGCAAGUAACAUGGACGCUCGGUAGCGUUGGCAGUAGCAGCACCCAAGUCAAACCCCGGGAGAACACCACACCUCAGACCUCACCCCAGCGCAAAGAAUACUCGCCCGGACUGCGCAAUGCCUACACCACCAACACCAACACCAACACACCGCCCAAAUUGGGCAAGGCGGUGCAUGCAACACUGACACCAUCCCCCAGCACGCUCAAUGCGCGACGCGGGAGUGGCGACAGUGUAGGUGUGAAUCAACCCAAAGGCUCAGGUGGUGAGACAUCCCACAAAACACUCAACACACCCUCUCCUCCUAAAAAAAGCCUCUGGGCUACACGCUCAUCACCCUUCUCUCGUUCACAUUUUGGCGGCAUGUCGAGCUGUCCGUCGUGCGGAGAGAAAUUGACACUGUUCGAAUGCACUCCCGGACCGGCAGGUACAAAGUACCAUUCCAAGUGUCUGCGCUGUCGUGGCUGCGCUAAAGACCUCGAUAGCUUCGCUAAAGUUGACUUUGACGGUUGGGUUUGGUGCAGAGGCUGUUUUGACACUUAUGUACCCAAGCCACGCCCGCUGUCGUACCACUAUCAGAGUGGUGGUGUUGAUGGAAGGGUGUAG
This is a messenger RNA of Wallemia ichthyophaga EXF-994, 2133 nucleotides long. Its product is annotated as Cysteine and glycine-rich protein 1. Bases 1 to 2133 code for a protein of 710 amino acids. The record is from RefSeq and is a predicted model, not a curated record. Gene Ontology annotation, molecular function: transcription coregulator activity. Gene Ontology annotation, cellular component: nucleus; Z disc. The transcript has 3 exons. NCBI's taxonomy places the organism in Eukaryota, Fungi, Basidiomycota, Wallemiomycetes, Wallemiales, Wallemiaceae.